CCAUAACUCAGGAUCUCCGAACUUUUGACACAUCCCUGACAUUAGUGAACAUCAAAAAAUUUAGUGAGCAAAAAUGUCUAACUAUUGCGCUCUGCACACAUUAUACAUUAUUUGUUAAUUAUUAUCAUUAUUAUCGAUGUCCUAAGAAAUAAAGUUAGUUACGAUAAUUAUUGAUUAAUAUUGUCUGUGAAUAAUUAAAAUUUAAAUAUUUAAUUGAUUGAACUUAAGAUUAAUUUAAAUAAUAGUGUAAAAAUAAUAUCGCGAUGGCGCGAGUGCUUUCGACGACAAACGUCAUCAUUAAGCACAAAAAUUUGCCUGACUUUUUAUUCAAUCAUUUAGUCAUUUAGUGUAACGACCUGACUUACAUCAAAUAAAAAUCUCAUUGUUCGUGGACCAGUUUAAUUAUUUUUUAAAUUUUUAACUUCGGGAUAUUCAAAAAUUCAAACGUCAAAUUUAAAAUUUCUUUUAUUUUCUUAAUUUUAAUUACAUUUGUUUUGUUUUUAUUUUUUUAAAAAUGAAGAGAACCAAGUCAAAUUUUUUUAAUGAUCUCUACAAUCAGCCGUAUGAUUACAAUUCAAGAGUUAAACUUUAUAACAGCAGUAAAGCAAGUUUAGAGCUGGUGCAGCGAAUGUCACUUUUGAAACGUCUAAAAGUACAUAAUGGAUGCGUUAAUUCGAUAUGUUGGAAUAAUAAUGGAGAAUUGAUACUGUCAGGAAGUGAUGAUCAACAUCUAGUCCUUACCAAUGUUUAUAAUUAUAAGGUUUUAAAAGACUACAAAACUAGUCAUAGGGCAAAUAUAUUUAGUGCCAAAUUUUUGCCAAAUAAUGGUGAUCAUCGUAUCGUAUCAUGUAGCGGAGACGGAAUGAUUCUAUAUACAGACUUAAUGAGAACAUCUGAGACUUUUCACAAUCAAUUUACGUGUCACAAUGGUACUACUUAUGAAAUAGCAACUGUUCCUGGUGAACCGCAUAGUUUUCUUAGUUGUGGAGAAGACUGUACUGUAAGAUACUUUGAUCUUCGUGUAAAGUCAUCGUGUAAUACGCUUAGAUGUAAAGAGGAUAUAUUAAUAUUAAGACAAAGGCCAGUGACAGCAAUGUCUAUAAAUCCUACGAUGCCACAUUAUUUGGCGAUUGGAUGUUCCGACAGUUCUGUCGGGAUUUAUGAUCGCCGGAUGUUGAGCAUCGGUGAGAGAAAUUGGACUGAUGAAAAAAGUGUAAAUUGGACGUCACCGGUUUCAGUUUUCACAGUACCAGAAUUUGAAGGCCAUCCAUGUAGAAUAACAUCCUUGUGUUACAGUCCAGAUGGCAAUGAUGUCCUUGUUAGUUACAGUAGUGAUCAUAUUUAUUUAUUUAGUGCAAAGACUCAAGGAAGCGUCUGUUUAAAAAAAGAUUCCAUGUCUGAGAAGAGUAAAAAUAAAAGACCGCCAGUACGAUCUCCUCAGCCAGUCCGUAAAUUAAGAUUACGUGGAGAUUGGUCUGACACUGGUCCAGACGCUCGCCCAGAGCGUGAAGGUGGACGUCGUAGUGGUGAAAUAGCACAAGCGCGGCCUAUGUUACACACGUCAUUAAUGCAGAGGAUGACCGACGUUCUCAGUAGGAUGUUGAAUGAUCCAGCCACGCGUGCUGCUUUAAGCGGUGACGGGGGUGAUAAUAUCCAGGGAGUCAUUGAUCAGCAUACGGAAAAUCAACAAGCGGAAGAAUCCAAUGAAACAAAUGAGGAGAGAAACAAUGAAAUGCAAAUUAUGGACACAGAAUCAAAUUUUCAAGCACUAGUUGAAGAUAGUCAAGAUAAUAUGGAAAUUAGUGAAGAUAAUAAUUUAAGUUCUAAUCCGGAGUCUUUGGGUGCUAAUGAACUUGAACAAAGUUCAAGUAUAAAUAACUCGUCUGAACCUGUAGACGAAAUAAAUAUAAUAAAUGAACAGUCUGAGCAUAAUUCUAUUUCUAUAAAUAAUGGAACGAAUCAAACAGAAAAUCUAAUUCAGUCCCAUGUCUCUCCUCGUUUGCCACACGAUAAAAUUACGAGAAAUCAAAUAGCGGAGAGUGACAAUAAUCAUAGUGAUGGAGGUAAUGAGGAAAAUUACAAUGAGGCUAAUGAUAAUUCGAUGACUGUCGAUAGCACGAGAGAUGAAACGAUGAUGGAAAAUUUGCAGGAUCGAUUGACAUCAAUGAGAGAUGGCUUUUUAGAAAAACAUGGCAGUGAACCUGCAGUAAGUUUGACUUACUCUGAUAAAAGCUCCACUGGUGCAACGAUAUCUUUAGGCGUAGGAAAUGAAGUUGUACGAGACAGUUAUCAUCCAGGACCAUCCGGAAGUCAAAGUUUGAAUUCGAAAUUAGUUACAACCACGAUACCAACAAGUAGUUACGAUAAUAAGUCAAUAUUCAAUAAUAAAUAUGAUCAUGAAGAAGUGGAGGAAGAAGACGUUUACACUGAUAGUGAUGACGAAGAAACGGAAAUGUCAAAAAAAAGAAGAGAAAUAAAUCCAAUUGAGACGGAAAUGGAUGAGGCUGUGGCAAACGCACGUGCUUCGUUAGGCUGUGAUCAAUCAUUUGACGUAGACGCAUCCAAAGAAUUUCAUGUAAGACAAAAAUACAUGGGUCACCGCAAUGCUAGUUUCUUUAGGACUAUGAUCAAAGAAGCAAAUUUUUGGGGCAACGAUUUCGUCAUGUCGGGCAGUGACUGCGGUCAUGUUUUUAUUUGGGAACGAGAGACAGCCAAACUUUGUAUGCUGCUAGAAGCUGAUCAACAUGUUGUCAAUUGUCUUCAACCACAUCCAUAUUUACCGAUGCUUGCAACCUCGGGAAUUGAUUAUGAUGUUAAACUCUGGGCGCCAGUUAAUGAAGAGGCACACUUUGAUACGAGUUUUGCAGAAGAUCUUCAAAAAAGGAAUGCGGUUAUGCUUGAAGAGACCAAAGACACAAUCACAGUACCAGCUGUAUUUAUGAUAAGGAUGCUGGCUUGCCUAAACCAAAUUCGAGGACGUGGUCGAAGGAGAAGAAGUGGUAACGAAGCCGACGAAUUAAGAGGAGGAUAGAUAUUUUUUUUUUUUAAUUUUUUUGUUGUGAUAUUUCCUCAGUUUUUAAUAAUUUAUAUUAAAUAAUUGACAACGCUAUUUUUCAGGUAGAUAAUUAAAUUAUCGCAUAAUUCACUGAUUUAUUAAAAAAAUAAAGAAAGUAAAAAAAAAAAAUUUAUGAAAAUCAGAAUAUUUUUAAACCGUUUCAGUGGACACAGAAAAAAAGGAUUUCUUGGUGCAAUAAAAUUUCAUUAUGAAAUGGAGGCAAUAAUUUUCUUCGGACUAGAAAAAAUUCCUUGGCUCAAGAAAAUUUUUUCUUGACUCAAGAAAAUUCAUUCUUAGCUAAAGAAAAUUCAUUCGUGACUCAAGAAAAUUUAUUCCUGGCUUCAGAAAUUUUAUUCUUGUCUCAAGAAAAUUUAUUAGCUCAAGAAAAUUUCUCUCUUACCCUAAAAAGUUUUGCUUGGCUCAAGAAAAACUUUUCAUUAUGAAAUGGAGACAAAAAUUUUCUUCGGACUAAAAAUUUCUUGGCUCAAGAAAAUUUCUCUCACACCCUAAGAAGUUUUUCUUGGCUCAAGAAAAUUCAUUCUUGACUCAAGAAAAUUUAUUUCUAACUUAAGAAAAUUUAUUCUUGUCUCAAGAAAAUUUAUUGGCUCAAAAAAAUUUCUCUCUCACCCUAAGAAGUUUUUCUUGGCUCAAGAAAAUUUUUUCUUAACUCAAGAAAAUUUAUUUGUCCCAAGAAAUCUUCGUUUUUUGUGUACCAAUAUCAGAUAAUUUGCAUUUUAUCAAUUUAUCUUGUUUUGGAAAGUUAUAUAGUAUAGUUUAAUAAUUAAAUUGAAGCAUUGCUUGAUUUUUUCGUUUAGUAUAGAUUUCAUACCAUAUACAUGACAAAAAUUAUUAUCAUGCUCAAUUAAUUUUUUUGAUUAUUAUUUAUCUACUAAAACUCGUGCCUUAAAAAAAAAAUUGUGCAUCUAGUUUGUACCAUAGACAAUACUUAAAAAAUUAUUUUGAUAUUUACAAAAUAAAUAUAAAGCAGCAAUACCAAGAAUAUAUAAGUAACAUUUAAAUAAUCAGUGAAGAGUUUUGUAUUGAAAUCCAAAUCUUAAUUUAAAAGUGAAAAAAAAAAACGCAAUAAAUUUAGAGUGCAAUAUUUAGAUUGAAGUGUGUAGGUAUUAAUUAGUUGUAAUGAAUUAACAGUUAUCUGCAAUAUCUAUUAUAUUUUUUAAAGUAUAAAUUUUAGCGCAAAAGCUAUACCUUCAUAGUUAUUUUUUGAAUUUAAAUCCAUUACAAAUGUAUGAAAAUGAAUGUAAGAAAUUUUAUUGUAGAUUUUUUUUGUAUUAAAAAUUUAAAUAAUAAAUCGAAAUAUAUUUAAUUAAAAGUUUAA
This is a messenger RNA of Microplitis demolitor, 4391 nucleotides long. RefSeq names its product DDB1- and CUL4-associated factor 6. The record is from RefSeq and is a predicted model, not a curated record. Gene Ontology annotation, molecular function: protein binding. Lineage: Eukaryota; Metazoa; Arthropoda; Insecta; Hymenoptera; Braconidae. The transcript is spliced from 16 exons. Gene Ontology annotation, cellular component: cytoplasm; Cul4-RING E3 ubiquitin ligase complex. The coding region runs from base 515 to 3031 and encodes 838 amino acids. Gene Ontology annotation, biological process: positive regulation of transcription by RNA polymerase II.